AUGGCGUUAUACACCGGUUACGACGGCUGGAGAGACCGUCGGGUGUUUAUGGAGAGAUUGGCCCGCAAUCUGUGCAUCCCUUCCGAUGAUAAUAAGUACUUCAGAAUCGCUGUUGUGUUGAAGUUUUUGAUACCGUUUUCCAUUAUUAUUCCCCUUUAUAUCGGAGUUUAUAAGAAAUCAAUUGAAUACCAGAAUCGUAUUUUAAGGCAACAAACAUUUAUUAGGAGAGAUGUGAUAUUGAGGCGAGAGUUUCGUGUGGCCCGCAGUUUGGCCGUAAUUACGGCUGUGUUUGCCAUUUGUCUGUUGCCGUUGAACGUCAUGUUUCUGGUCACUGACGCCAAGACUAUACACUUGAAACCCAUGCAUGCGAUCAAUAGCCAUCGAUCGAUACCUUUCGGUCACAAGAAAGGAGUACUCAUUAAACAAAAACAGGAUCUACUUGUGGGCAAUGAUUUGCUUUUCGUGGACAUUCCCACUACUCAUCAAUAUGUGGCCAAUGCUGGGCUGGAGAGACCGUCGGGUAAAUCACUUGAAUACCAGAAUCGUAUUUUAAGGCAACAAACAUUUAUUAGGAGAGACGUGAUAUUGAGGCGCGAGUUUCGUGUGGCCCGCAGUUUGGCCGUAAUUACGGCUGUGUUUGCCAUUUGUCUGUUGCCGUUGAACGUCAUGUUUCUGGUCACUGACGCCAAGACUAUACACUUGAAACCCAUGCAUGCGAUCAAUGCUGUCGUUUGGCUCCUGUAUCUCAAUUCAACACUUAAUCCCAUUCUCUAUGCCUUACUUAAUAGGGAUUUUCGUAUUAUUGCUAAAGAGCAGCACAGAUGA
Messenger RNA from Medioppia subpectinata, 825 nucleotides. NCBI's taxonomy places the organism in Eukaryota, Metazoa, Arthropoda, Arachnida, Sarcoptiformes, Oppiidae. The record is from the annotation of a GenBank genome assembly.